UUUGCAUUAUGUAUCCUAGAAAUCUAGAAUAUUUUAACCAUUAAACAAUAUUCUGAUGAAAAAGAUACAUUUUGUUUAGUUAUUGCAUGCAUGUGGAAAGAUUGGGUGAGGCGCAUUAACUCAUAUUCAGUAUUUCAUCAAUACAACGAAGAUCCGCCUCAGGAAAUUGCAGCUCAAUAUGUUAUCAGAUUGAAGGCUAAUAUACGUACAGUAGCCUUAUUUGACAGUCAGCAUUUGAACUAAUGAGACAUGGCUAUGACAUACUCCAAUAAUAUGACGUACUCCAACAGUACACCUGAAGACUACUCUGAAUAUAAUCUAAUCCAAGAUUCAGAUUCCCGAUUCCAGCUCUGCAACAACAACAAUGUAAUGACCUUUAGCCAAGUCAUCCUUCCUUCCCUCUACAGCAUUGUCUUCAUUGUGGGAUUCAUUGGAAAUGGCCUGGUGCUGUGUGUCCUUGUCAAGUACCACAACAGGUCAAAUGUGACAGAUGUGUGCCUCUUCAACCUGGCCCUUUCAGACCUCCUCUUCCUAAUCUCAUUGCCUUUCUGGGCUCACUAUGCUGCCAUCUCUGAGUGGACUUUUGGGGGCUUCAUGUGUCAUGCAGUGACAGCGCUCUACAUGAUGGGAUUCUAUGGAAGUAUCUUCUUCAUGAUCCUCAUGACUGUAGACCGCUAUGCCGUCAUUGUCCGUGCCCAUAACUCUCUCUUCUCCAAGCACCGGUCUGUCAGAGCUGGCAUAGCUGUGGCUUUGUUUAUGUGGGCACUUAGCUUGGGAGCUUCUCUGCCAACCAUCAUUUUCUCCAAAGUGAAGAAUGAAUCAGAUGGUAGUACAUGCAAGGUGGAAUAUCCACAAGGGACAGCAUGGGAGUCCUUCUCUUACAUUAAGCUGAACAUCGUCAGCUUGAUUUUUCCUCUCUUGGUGAUGGUGUUUUGCUACUCGCGUAUCAUCCCAGUCUUAAUGGCCAUGAAGUCUCAGAAGAAACACAAAGCUGUCAAGCUCAUACUUGUCUUGAUCAUUAUUUUCUUCCUCUUCUGGACGCCCUACAACAUCGUCAUCUUCCUGAAGUUCCUGCACAAAUUGGGCUACAUGAACACCUGUCAGUGGGAACAGGACCGGCAUAUGGCUAUGCAGUGGGUGGAAACCAUAGCGUUCAGUCACUGCUGCCUCAACCCCAUAAUCUAUGCCUUUGUGGGGCAGAAAUUCAGAAAUUUAGUUCUCAAGAUUCUGAAAGAGUGGUUUCCUGUUUGCUUUGGUCAGUGCACAACAAUCGUCAGUGAGUUCUCAGACAGAAGGAGCUCUAUUUACUCACGCUCCUCAGAGAUAUCCACGACAAAGAUUAUGUAGUCACCGGCUGCUGAUGGCAAUGGGGUUUAAUCAGAGAUAAAGCCAAAACCUGCAGAUUUGCUCAGCAAUGCACAGCAUUACUGGUGCAACGCUUUCGAAUUUUCUAAAAGUAUGUCAUUGCGUUUAUUCAAUUUAGCUUCUUUUGGGAUUCUGUUUUGGUCACAUAAAAUUGUUUUACUAUACCUUUAUUGUUAGUUAUGCACAGCUUAUGCGUAUGUUUAGAAUUGCAGCUCAAUUUAAAACUAUUACUGCAUGGUUUGCUUACAGCAUAACAGGUAUUACAUACAAUGUCUUUACUGAGCAGCUGAAUUAUGUUGAAAAUGUAAUUAAACAUUAAGUGUUUACCCAAUGCUCCUAUUGUAUUAGUAAUUUACUAAUCCCAGUAUCUGUUCUGUUUAAUAAAUUGACUCGCUUACAGUUCAUGUAUUCUCACAAGACUUUUAGGAACUUAACCCUUUUAAGAACUUUCAGAAAGCAAGAGAAGUCUCUGUGUGGGAGAGUAAUGUGAGAAAAGUGGUAGAGAAACGGUGUGCAUUUAAGACAACAACACAAAGGCACUGAAUGACUUAAACCUUGGCCAAAACAAAGCUGCCACAGUUGGGUCCAUGAGAAAGCUCCUCAAGCCUCAAAUGCUCAGAUGUUUCCUGUCUCAGUAGAAAGUCCUCGGAUUAAAAAAAUCCCAUUAGCCAAUGUAUAUGCAACACUGUCCUAUUUCUUACAACCAGGUUAAUGUCACCCUACAUAACAAAUAGGUUUGCAACCUUAAUACUAAUUAAAGUCAUCUCACUGAAUUAUUUGUUCUGUACCAAAUUAGAACAAACAACUAUGGUGUCACAUGUUCAGCGACAGCUACAGAAACAAUGCUCUCUAACACUUUAGAUCACGAUGAUGGUCAGAUAGAGGCAGGAUCCUCUACAGCACAUGAAGUGUAUGAGCAAGAACCAGCUGUUAAUGAAGGAGAGGAAGUUAUUGCAAACAUAGCUACUAUGCAAUAUCCUACAGAGCAUUUCACUUCAGGUGCAAUGAGAGCUACAUUUCAAUGUGUUGCUGUGUAGGCAUAGCACAUCCUGUCAACCAGAUAUGGUAUAUCCCAGAAAUGCUGAGGGAUCGUUCUCUGGAAAUAUGUGUCUUGAGUACCCUUGGAAAAAAAUCAGACAACAUUCAGUCACAGAGUUCCACACGACAAGCAUGGUGAGA
Molecule: messenger RNA, 2544 nt
Organism: Ictalurus punctatus (channel catfish)
Lineage: Eukaryota; Metazoa; Chordata; Actinopteri; Siluriformes; Ictaluridae
Product: C-C chemokine receptor type 5
Exons: 2
Coding region: 250-1347 (365 amino acids)
Biological process (GO): chemotaxis; immune response; G protein-coupled receptor signaling pathway
Cellular component (GO): membrane
Molecular function (GO): chemokine receptor activity
Source: RefSeq, a predicted model, not a curated record